AUGAAAUUGCUGACGAAAUUCGAAUCAAAAUCAACUAGAGCCAAGGGGAUUGCUUUCCAUCCUUCUAGACCAUGGGUUCUAGUGGCUUUGUUCUCUUCUACUAUCCAAUUAUGGGAUUACAGAAUGGGUACUUUGCUUCACAGAUACGAAGACCAUGAAGGUCCUGUCCGUGGUAUUGAUUUCCAUCCUACUCAACCAUUAUUUGUUUCUGCUGGUGAUGACUAUACAAUUAAAGUCUGGUCCUUAGAGACUAACAAGUGCUUAUACACCUUGGAUGGCCAUUUGGAUUAUGUCCGUACCGUGUUCUUCCAUAAGGAAUUACCAUGGAUCAUUUCCGCUUCUGAUGAUCAAACUAUUAGAAUUUGGAAUUGGCAAAACCGUAAAGAGAUCGCUUGUAUCACUGGCCAUAACCAUUUCGUUAUGUGCGCUCAAUUCCACCCAACUGAAGAUUUAAUUGUGUCUGCUUCUUUGGAUGAAACCGUUAGAGUCUGGGAUAUCUCUAAAUUAAGAGAAAAACAUUCUGCUCCUGGCCGUUCAGCCAUGCCAACUUCCUUUGAAGAAAAAAUCGCAGCUCAACAAAAUCUGUUAGAUGGUGGUUUUGGCGAUUGUACCGUCAAGUUUAUCUUAGAAGGUCAUACCAGAGGUGUUAACUGGGCUUCUUUCCACCCAACUUUACCAUUGAUCGUUUCUGGUGGUGAUGACCGUCAAGUUAAAUUGUGGAAAAUGAGUGCUACAAAGGCUUGGGAAUUAGAUUCUUGCAGAGGCCAUACUAACAACGUCGACAGUGUUAUCUUCCACCCAACUCAAAAUUUGAUCUUGUCUGUAGGUGAAGAUAAAACUUUGAGAGUUUGGGAUUUAGAUAAGAGAACCCCUGUCAAACAAUUCAAGAGAGAAAAUGAUAGAUUUUGGUUGAUUGCUGCUCAUCCAAACAUCAACUUAUUCGGUGCUGCUCAUGAUUCAGGUAUUAUGAUCUUCAAAUUGGAUCGUGAAAGACCUCCAUUCGCUAUCCACCAAAAUAUGUUGUACUUCGUUAACAAUGAAAAGCAGGUUCAAACCUUCGAUUUCCCAAAUCAAGUAUCUUCUUUACCUUAUGCUUCCUUGAAGUCUUUAGGUAACCCUUGGGAAGCAUUUAAGAGUAUUUCUUACAAUCCUUCUCAAAACUCCCUUUUGGUUAGUGAAGGUAAUAACAAGUUCGGUUUGGUAUUAUUAACAAAGCAACCAACUGGUGCUGUUCAACCUACUGGUGUAAUGGAAGAUAACGGUUCUUUUGCUACAUUCGUAGCUCGUAAUAGAUUCGUUGUUUAUAACAACGCCAAUGACACUUUAGAAGUCCGUUCUUUAGAAAACAAAGUUACUAAGGCAAUUAAGAUUGAUGGUAAUGUUAAAGGUUUGGCACAUGGUGGCCCAGGAUUAAUCUUAGUCUUAUUGACAAAAUCUGUUUUAUUAUAUGAUGUCCAACAGGGUAAGCAAUUGGCUGAAAUGUCUUUGAAGAACGUCAAGUAUGUAUCUUGGUCUCAAGAUGGUCAAUAUGUUGCUUUGAUCAGUAAACAUACCAUCACAAUUACCAACAAAAGAUUGGAACUAGUUAGCACCAGACAUGAAACAAUCAGAGUCAAGAGUGCUGCUUGGGAUGAAUCAAACGUUUUAAUUUAUUCUACUUUGAACCAUAUCAAAUACAUCUUAUUGAAUGGUGACAACGGUAUCAUUAAGACUUUGGAAAAGACUUUGUACAUAACAAGAGUUCAAGGUAAAUUAAUUUAUGCAUUGAACCGUGAUGGUGAAGUUCAAAUUUUAUCAAUCGAUCCUACUGAAUACCGUUUCAAGAAGUCCUUGGUUAACAAGAAUUAUCCUGAAGUUAUGCGUAUUAUCAAAAAUUCCAAUUUGGUUGGUCAAAGUAUCAUCUCUUAUUUGCAAAAGGCUGGUCAUCCAGAUGUUGCAUUACAAUUUGUUCAAGAUCCCCAAACUCGUUUCGAUUUAGCUGUCGAAUACGGUAACUUAGAUGUUGCUCUACUUGAAGCCAAAAAAUUGAACGCUCCAGCUUCUUGGGAACGUUUAAGAAAGGAAGCUGUGACCCAAGGUAACUUAGGCAUUGUCGAAUUAAUUGAUCAACAACUAAAAUCUUUCGAUCAAUUAUCAUUCCUGUAUUUAAUCAGUGGUGAAACUAAUAAGUUAUCCAAGAUGGAAACCGUUGCUCAAAGACGUAAUGAUGUCUCUAGUAUGAUUCUAAACAGUUUCUACAACAAUUCUGUUUCUUUCAGAAGUAACGUUUUUGCCGAAGCUGGUUCCUUACCUUUGGCUUAUGCAGUUGCCAAAGCCAAUGGCGAUGAAGCUGCUGCUGCUGCUUAUUUGGAACAAGCUGGUAUUGACGAACAAGAUGUCACCUUACCAGAUGUACUAAACCCAUCUUCUUUCACCAAGGCACCAGUUAUCACAGAACCAAUGGAAAAAUGGCCAUUGAAAGAAGCUGAAUUAUCUUAUUUCGAAAAGGCAGUUUUGGGCCAAAUUGAAGAUCUACACUUGGAUGAGCCACAAGGACAAGAAACUAUUGAAAGACCACACGUCGAUGAAGAAGGCGAUGUAUUCUUUGAAGGUGAAGAAGUUGCCGAAGAUGAUGGUGCUUGGGAUAUGGGAUCUGAAGAUUUGGAUGUAGGCGAAGAAUUUGAAGCCGUUGAAGAAAAGGAAGAAGAAGAACCUGUCUCAAUUGAAGAAAGCGAAACUGCUACUUGGGUUAAAAACUCUAAGUUACCAGCUGUUCUUAUUGCUGCUGGUGCAUUCGAUGCUGCUGCUCAAGCUUUGAACAAACAAGUUGGUAUUGUUAACUUCGAACCAUUGAGAAAGAACUUUUUGGAUGUUUAUGAAGGUUGUAGAACUUACAUGCCAGGUGAACCGGAAGAGAUCCCAGCUUUGGUUGGUUAUACACGUAUUAUCGCAGAUGCAGAACAAACCGGUGAAAUUUUGCCAUACGUUGCUGGCGUGAGUGCCAUCACUGAAAAGAUGAAUAUUGGUUUCAAGAGUUUCAAGGCUAACAAAUUAGAGGAUGCCAUUGAAUCAUUCCGUUCAGCCAUCUAUAAUAUCACAUUGUUGACAGUAUAUAAUGAAGAAGAUGAGAAAUUCGCUCGUAGUGCAUUGGAAAAGGCCAGAGAAUAUAUCUUAGGUUUGUCUAUCGAAUUGGCCCGUCGUGCUCUACCGGAGGAUGAAAUCAAACGUAACUUGGAGUUGGCUACAUACUUCACAAGAGCCAAAUUAGCUCCAGCUCAUCACAGCAAUGCUUUACAAGUUGCCAUGUCUCAAAAUUUCAAGCACAAGAACUUCGUUCAAGCUUCAUAUUUUGCCGGCGAAUUCUUAAAGAUUGUUACUACCGGACCUCGUGCAGAACAAGCUAGAAAGAUCAAGGACAAGUCAGACUCCAUCGCUAGCGAUGCAAUUGAAUUGGACUUCGACCCAUACGCCGAAUUCGAUAUCUGUGCCGCUUCUUACACUCCAAUCUACAAAGGAACUCCUAGUGUAUCUGAUCCAUUAACAGGUGCUAAAUAUCAUGCUUCAGAAAAGGACAAGAUUGAUAGAAUUGCCCUGGUUUCUAAGAUCGGCGCUGUAGCCUCAGGUCUAAGAAUCCUUUUAUAA
Vanderwaltozyma polyspora DSM 70294 is the source of this 3621-nucleotide messenger RNA. It is a transcript of the gene COP1, whose product is annotated as coatomer subunit alpha. Gene Ontology annotation, cellular component: COPI vesicle coat. Bases 1 to 3621 code for a protein of 1206 amino acids. The record is from RefSeq and is a predicted model, not a curated record. Lineage: Eukaryota; Fungi; Ascomycota; Saccharomycetes; Saccharomycetales; Saccharomycetaceae. Gene Ontology annotation, biological process: retrograde vesicle-mediated transport, Golgi to endoplasmic reticulum; intracellular protein transport; endoplasmic reticulum to Golgi vesicle-mediated transport. The transcript has a single exon. Gene Ontology annotation, molecular function: structural molecule activity; protein binding.